UACAUACCCGCUUGAAGCAGGAGUAGCGACUUAGUCGCAGCGGACCCAGGCGGGGAAGCAAUUUACGUGCAGGUCUGGGGGAAAUGGAGCUUCAGGAUGAUCAAGGCAGAUAUUUCAGCGACGUGUCUUUAAAUCCAGCAGAGUACACGAAGAAAAAAACCCUCAAGAAAUACAAAAUCAUCUGUGCUGUUCUGGUGUGCGCUUUGGUGGCUGUGUCCCUGGGAUUAGGUUUAGGACUAGGACUGAACCGUGGAGUCCAGGAGCAAGUCAGCUGCAGGCACAAGUGUCAUGAGCCGCACGGGGAAUCGGUGCCCGGCUGCCGGUGCGACAGCAGCUGCAAGGGGCGUGGGGACUGCUGCUGGGACUACGAGGACACCUGCGUGGAGCCAACCCGGUCUUGGAGGUGCACGAAUUUCCGUUGUGGUGAGACACGGAUAGCUGGAAGUCACUGUUCGUGUUCCGAUGACUGCUUGCAGAAAAAAGACUGCUGUGUAAACUAUAACAGCAUUUGCAAAGGUGAAAUACCUUGGGCGGAAGAACCAUGUGUAUCACUUGAAACUCCUCAGUGUCCAGCCGGGUUUGAUCUGCCACCAGUUAUCCUGUUUUCAAUGGAUGGGUUUAGAGCAGAAUACUUGGAAACCUGGAGUUCUUUGCUGCCAAAUAUUGAAAAACUCAAAACCUGUGGCACACAUUCAAAAUACAUGAGAGCCGCUUACCCCACAAAAACCUUUCCCAACCACUAUACCAUUGUCACAGGAUUGUAUCCAGAAUCUCAUGGUAUUAUUGAUAACAACAUGUAUGAUGUAAACAUGGACAAAAGUUUCUCGCUUUCAGGGACGGAAAAGUUUGACCCUUCAUGGUGGAAGGGGCAGCCAGUCUGGCUGACAGCAAUGUACCAAAAUUUGAAAGCAGGCACCUACUUUUGGCCAGGCUCUGAUGUUAAGAUUAAUGGAACAUACCCCACCUUGUACACUGUAUUCAACGGUUCAGUUAAAUAUGAAGAGAGAAUUUCGGGAAUAUUGAAAUGGCUUGAUUACACCAAAUCUGAGAGGCCUGAUUUCUACACUCUAUAUAUUGAAGAACCAGAUUCUUCUGGACAUUCAUUUGGACCAGUUAGUGGUGGUGUAAUCAAAGCCUUACAGGUAGCAGAUCAAGCACUGGGGAUGCUGAUGGAUGGACUCAAGCAAAGAAACCUGCACAACUGUGUAAACCUCAUUGUUUUAGCUGAUCAUGGGAUGGAGAGGACCUACUGCAAACAGAUAGAAUAUAUGACUAGUUACUUCAAGAAGAUUGAUUUCUACAUAUAUGCUGGGCCUGCAGCUCGCAUUCGAGCAAAAAAUGUUCCACAGGACUAUUAUACCUUUGACUCAGAAGGAAUUGUUAAAAACCUCACAUGCAAAAGGUCCCCUCAGCACUUCAAGCCUUACCUUACGCCUGACUUGCCGAAACGAUUCCACUAUGCCAACAACAUCCGCAUCGAUAAGGUCCAUCUUCUGGUGGAUCGGCAGUGGCUGGCUGUGAGGGACUCAAGUUACAGAGGGUGUGAUGGGGGUAACCAUGGCUAUAACAAUGAAUUUAAAAGUAUGGAGGCUAUAUUCUUAGCACAUGGCCCAGGCUUUAAAGAUAAAACAGAAGUGGAUGCCUUUGAAAACAUUGAGGUUUACAACCUGAUGUGUGAUUUGCUGCACAUCACACCUGCCCCAAACAACGGGACACAUGGCAGCCUGAAUCACCUCUUAAAAAAACCUUUUUACAAUCCUUCACAUGCAAAAGAAGUGUCAGCUCCUUCUUCAUGUCCAGUUACCCAUCUGAUUCCAGAAGAUGAUCUGGGAUGCACGUGCCCGAUUAUAACAAAUGUUUCAGAAAUAAAUAAGAGGUUAAAUCUCACUGCAGAAGAAAUAAAGAACGCAAACACGUAUCAUUUGCCAUAUGGGAGACCCAAAGUUCUGCAGAACAACAAAGUCUACUGCCUCCUUUCUCAUCACCAGUACGUGAGUGGGUACAGCUAUGACAUUCGGAUGCCACUGUGGACUGCAUACACUGUGAAUAAGCCUGAAAACACAUCUCUUCCUCCCACUGUUUCAGACUGUCUGCGGGCUGAUGUUAGAAUCCCUGUUGCUCGGAGCCAAAAUUGUUCCAACUACCCAGAAGGGCUGACCUUUACCCGCAGUUUCCUCUAUCCUCCCAACUUCAAUUCAUCUACUCUUGUACAGUAUGAUGCCUUACUCACCAGCAAUAUUGUUCCCAUGUAUAGUGCUUUCACAGAAAUAUGGGAAUAUUUCCAUAAUGUGCUUCUUCAGAAGUACGCUACAGAAAGGAAUGGAGUAAAUGUUGUCAGUGGACCAGUGUUUGAUUACAAUUACGAUGGCCAUUUUGAUACGCUUGAUGAAAUUAAGCAGUAUGUAAACAAUACGGAAAUCCCUGUCCCAACCCAUUACUUCGUGGUUCUGACCAGCUGCAAGAACAAGUCCUAUACUCCACUGAACUGUUUGGGCUCCUUGGAUGCUUUGUCUUUUAUCCUUCCUCAUCGACCUGACAACACCGAAAGCUGUGCUGAAAAUAAGCAACCAUCUGAAUGGGUUGAAGAAAGGGUUCAGGCUCAUUCUGCACGUGUCCGGGACGUGGAGCUGCUGACGGGGCUUGACUUCUACCAGGAGAGAACGGAACCCGUCUCCGAGAUCCUACAGCUGAAGACGUUUUUGCCAAUAUUUGAGACUGAAAGUAACUGAGCAGCUGUUAAAAAAGUGACAGUUUGCUUGGAAGAAAGCAAAUUUAAGUAAAUUUAAUUUUUUUCCUUGCUAAGUUAGGAAAAGAGACAUGACUGCAGCUCUUCUGUAUGAAAACACACUUGGAGGAGCUAAUUUAAUUUUUCAAAUUCGUGUCCUUUGGUGGAAUGUUUUGUACCAACUGAAUAAAAAUUAGCUAAAGUAA
Calidris pugnax (ruff) is the source of this 2931-nucleotide messenger RNA. RefSeq names its product venom phosphodiesterase 1-like. The record is from RefSeq and is a predicted model, not a curated record. Gene Ontology annotation, biological process: nucleoside triphosphate catabolic process. NCBI's taxonomy places the organism in Eukaryota, Metazoa, Chordata, Aves, Charadriiformes, Scolopacidae. The transcript has 25 exons. Gene Ontology annotation, molecular function: metal ion binding; nucleic acid binding; nucleoside triphosphate diphosphatase activity. Bases 84 to 2729 code for a protein of 881 amino acids.